This is a messenger RNA of Parathielavia appendiculata, 962 nucleotides long. RefSeq lists its product as uncharacterized. The transcript has a single exon. The record is from RefSeq and is a predicted model, not a curated record. NCBI's taxonomy places the organism in Eukaryota, Fungi, Ascomycota, Sordariomycetes, Sordariales, Chaetomiaceae. Bases 128 to 790 code for a protein of 220 amino acids.
GCAUGCAAGUCGUCAGCAUGGUACGCAACAACACGCUGGAGGGUUGGACGAGACUCACUGUGACGAGAGACGAUAUCCUGAGUAACUCCUCCCAAUCUCGAUCCUGCAUGCCUUCGAAUCCCUCGAUAUGCAGUGCCCGUCCAACCGUCGCGGCAGGCUCCACGACGAGCGGGCUCUCCGAGCUCCGCGGCACGCCGAGCGGCCUCAUCCUCCCGCUCAAGACCUCCAGCCUCAGCAAGCACCGCAGCGGGACCUUGUCCUUAGUCCUAACCAACGCGGCUACGCGGAAGAUUGGCGGGAUGCCUGCCUUGGUGGCCUUGUUCUCAUGAACCUGCCACUGCGCACGGUAGAGCUCACUCCGCUUGUCAGAGCUGGAUGCCGACCCCUGCAGCCGCAGGCCCUGCCGACUGACAGAAGUCAGCCUCUCGCUGAAGCCGACCUCAAAUCUUACCUGAACGGGAACGGGUGGAGUGGUGACACCAGCGUUCGGCUUGAACAACUCUUCUCUAUCUGUCCUCACCUCGGUCGGCGGCCCCUCGACAAACGCAGGCGCGUAGUUGUCGACAUGGGCCUGGGCCGGCGUGUCGCAGUCGAACGAGAUGUCGAUGUCAGCCGAGACGAUGCGCCAACUUCUCGAGAGGCAAAUUGCGAUGAAGUUGAACUCGUAGCAAAGGCGCACAGCUGGCUUACCACACAAGGUUGCCUGCUGGGAGAUGGACAAUGCGGUAUUCCAGUGUCACGUUUCGGUGCACCUUGUAGAGGGCUCGCUCAGAACUCUCAGCAGCGGUGAUGGGCGGGGCCGAUCAGAGGUUGCCGUCGAGCUUGUCUUGGACGAGCUCGACCACGACUGUAUACAGGUCUUGAGAUGCUUCCAUUGUCAUAUUUAGUCUCGGCCCUCUGUGGGUUGCAGCGGUAUCUGAGCAAUUCGGAGAGAGAAAGACAAGGUGAGGGAGCCAGCUGAG